Molecule: messenger RNA, 645 nt
Organism: Paramecium primaurelia
Lineage: Eukaryota; Ciliophora; Oligohymenophorea; Peniculida; Parameciidae
Source: the annotation of a GenBank genome assembly
AUGUCAUCUGAUCUAGAUAAGAAAUUGUGUUAAAAGCAUAAAUUAGAAAUUUUAACUAUAGAUUUAAAAUAAUCAACUGCUGACGAGGACAAAUACCUUUGUAUAAAGUGCCUUAUGGAAAAAAUUGAUAUUUAAAACAUGGCUUUGGUUGAAGAGACAAAAACAAUGAUUAAGUAAAUGAAGAGUGAGCAAUUGAAUAACAAAAUCAAAGAAUAUUAAAGUAGGAUUGAAAGUUUUAGAUAAAUACAAUCAUAAGUUAAAGAAUUUAAAUUAUUGAUAAACAACACUAUUGACAAAGUUUAAAAUAACAUAGAUUAAAAAAUCACUCUAAUGGAGAAUGAACUAGAUGAAUCAGAAUCAAAAACUUUUGUUUCUUCUUUUGAAGAAGAUGUCAAAAUAUUAUCAAAGAAUUACAAAGGAUCAUUUCGCUUUGAAGUACCUAAAGAAUUGGAGAAGUUUCUAGAUGACAAUUCUUAUAUCGAUUCUAUUUAACAAUAGUUACAAACUAUAAUAAAUUGCCCAAAAUUAACAUAAAUUAAAGAAGCCUUAGAAAAGAAUAAAGUGGAAAGUGGAAAUUCAGAAAUAAAGUAACUAUAACUACUUUCUAAAAAGGAGGAGGAUCCAUAGGUAAUUAUUAUUUUUUAA